UUUCGUUUUUGCGAAAAUCAAUAAAGCGCUUCGAUUAUUAUCUAAAAACUUUGCGAUAAUAUUUAAUUUACGCCUGGAUGUGGGAUGAAUUGGCAAUGAAACAUAAAUAGCCUGUUACCAUAGUAACGCCCUAUGGCACAUUACGCGUGAACGCCUGUUUACCCGUUGCCAUGACAUUGCGUCAUUUUUACAUUGAUACUUGAAGUAACAACGUCUGUCGUAAAUUAGUUGAAAACAUGUUCUGGGGCGUCUCUCCGGCCUUGGAUUUACAAGAAGAGUACUUAAAACAUGGAGACAAACGUGCGUAUGAGCUCAACUUUCUGGUCAUUGGAGGUUGCGACGCUAGGCAUCUCCUCAAAACCCUGGCUCAAGCCUAUCGAACCGAAAGACGCUAUAUGAAUCUGUUUGUCGUUGACGGAUGCCCUGAACUCAUCGCAAGACAACUUCUCAUCAUGUCUCUUGCCCUGGAAAGGACCACACGUGUUGGCUUACUGGAGAAAUCCCGGCGUCUGAUGGAAGUGUACGGGAAUAUCCUGCUCAGACCAGAAACAUCCAGGUAUUUAAUUGCCAAAGCUAGACAACUAAUCAGCAUGAUCACCAAUCCAGAUUACAUGAAUUGCCUACUUCCUUGCAUUUCUCUUGAACAAAUGAAGUACCGCGAAAGAGAUUACAUUGAGAAUUUAUUAAACUUCUGGACAACGGGCAAUACAAAUCAAUUUAACGCAUGUGAGCUAUGGGAGCACCGUGUGAGACAUAACCUUGGAGUAAGGUAUGACACUAGAUUUGGAGUUUAUGAUUGGGAUUAUCACAUGCGUUUGAAGGAAUUAGCUAGUCAAAUAUGUUAUCCGGAAUAUAAGCACUUUAGAGAACAUGGCAUCGCCUUUACUUGGCUGGAAACAGAAGUUUGUCGACCGAACGUAAGUUUGGCUGCAGGAGUCUACCAAUGCGGUGAAAGAUAUCUGCACCGAGGCUACUUGGGAGACAUGGUGACAUCACCAUUUAUAGCGUAUGGUUUAGACUGUGAAGAGAAAGAUAUGCUAAAAUCCGACCACGGAGUCAAUUACAAGAGAUCUACCGACGUAUCUGAACGCAAUGUUAUGCGAAUGCUUUACGAAUUGGAAAAUCGCCAGAAGUUUGAACCGGAAUCGAUGAAUUUGGAGAAAGAUAAAAACUUGGGUAUGGUCGUGUUAAAUAAAAUUGAUGCAAAAAUUUCCGAAAGAGGGCCCGAAGCGCCUAUGGUUCUUCGGGAAGAUCGUGAUACGUACAUUAAUGUAGAUUAUGGAAAAGUGCAUUUUUUGUCUCUUUCUGCGCUGGACCAUUAUCCUCACAAGCCCCAAUUUCAAGGAUUAUUCCAUGGUGUUUUUGUUGGCAAUAAUAUGAUUGGUAGAGUGAAACCGAGUGUGUGGUCGAUGACUCGAGAUGACGCAGUCGUAAUCAUGGAGUCGCGUAAGUAUAUGGUCGAGCUAAAGAGAGAUGACAUUCAGGCUUUUGGGGAUCAGAUUCAGCAAAUGGCUACUGCGGCGCAGUGCGAGAUAAUUAAUAAAAACUUCGAUCCACAGAAGGAUGAUUUUGCUAAGUUCUUGAUCAAACGACGCAGCUGGAGUAGUGAUAUUUCUUCUUAAUUCGUAUGUAUCAUUAAAGUUAUC
Molecule: messenger RNA, 1646 nt
Organism: Hyposmocoma kahamanoa
Lineage: Eukaryota; Metazoa; Arthropoda; Insecta; Lepidoptera; Cosmopterigidae
Gene: Dnaaf3
Product: dynein assembly factor 3, axonemal
Exons: 1
Coding region: 237-1622 (461 amino acids)
Biological process (GO): axonemal dynein complex assembly; motile cilium assembly
Source: RefSeq, a predicted model, not a curated record